UUCUUCAGAAUUUCUCUUUUUUGCAAGUGAAAGAAAGCAAGUCAUAUUUAGAACGACAUGAUGAGAGUGAUAAAUGGUGACAUGAUGGCAAAAUUGUCAUUGUUGCGAUGAACUAUGCCUUAAAUUUUACUCUCCUGUGUUAGACACUAGCUAUUUAAUUACACGAAUGAACUUAAUGGCAGGCACACGAUCACGACGUUAUUAAGAUACUAUUUUUUUUGCAAGUUUUCCAUUAUUCUGUCAUUUGCGUCCAAACAAACAUGAAGAAACACAUCAUAAAACAUCACAAUUGUUUAUCCCCGCUGAGACAGGUAUAGGGACUAUUGACUAGCGUGAUAGCACAGCUCAAAGCGAAUGUGAUUGGUGCUCCGCGCAGCAUCAGGAGACCUGUGGCUCAUCACUGGAGUCCAGCGGAGAGUCCUUACAGAGACACAGAGCAGAACGCACGCUCCUUCUCCCUGCACGCGCACUUGUGUGGACAAAUUAAGGCUUAUUACUAUACCUGAAGUAAAGAGUUUCAGUUAGAUAAUUAUUCACCAGAAGGAAUCACUAUGGAUUGCUCUGAAGAGGUACAGUCUCUCUCAGAUGAAGCCAGCACUCCCAUCGAGUUGAAGAAAGGAAUGUCAAUAUUUUUGGAUAUAUUGAGAAGAGCUGAUAAAAAUGAUGAUGGGAAGCUGUCCUUUGAUGAGUUCAAGGCUUAUUUCUCAGAUGGUGUUCUGUCAGGAGAUGAAUUAAAGGAGCUCUUCCAUACAAUUGACACUCAUAACACAAACAAUGUGGACACGGAUGAGCUGUGUGAAUACUUCUCUCAGCAUCUUGGAGAAUAUGAAAACGUCCUCGCUGCCUUGGAAGACCUGAACGUAUCCAUACUGAAAGCCAUGGACAAAACCAAGAAGGACUAUCAGGAGGCCACGCAUCUGGAGCAGUUUGUGACACGUUUCCUGUUGAAGGAGACCACCAGUCAGCUGCAGUCUCUCCAGAGCUCUCUGGAGUGUGCCAUGGAGACCACAGCUGAACAGACCCGGCAGGAGAGACAGGGGCCUGUGAAGCCAGAGGUUCUGCCCAUUCAGUGGUCAGGAAGGAGAUCUAAUCGAAGACUUCAAAGGAAUAACAGCUUGUCUCCGAACAACCCACUUCUGAACCUUGUCAAUUCAGGUCUGUAUGAAGAGGACAAUCAAUGGAUAACUCAGAUCAACAGACUGCAAAAGCUGAUCGACCGUCUCGAGAAAAAGGAACUGCGUUUGGAGCCGGUGGAAGAAGAGGUGUUGGGAAGUUCCACCAAAUCACACAUCCUGAUCGUGCAGAGGCAGCUCUCAGUGCUGGAGGAGGAAGUGGAGGAGUUUCGUCUGGCUCUCCGGCAGUACAUCGACUGCGCCAGCGCCCAGACCGGCUGCCUCCAUGUUGCAGUUCAGCGGCUUGCCAACGAAUCCCGCUUCAUACUGUAUGAGUUCUGGGAGCAAAGCAACAUGUGGAAGAAUCAUCUGCAGACUAAUUACAGCAAAACCUUCCAGAGAGGCAAUGUGGAUUUCUUCGAGACGCCAGAGAUUAUGACAACUAUGCUGGUUCCAGCAUCAUGGUGGGUCCUCAACAAUAACUAGAAUCUGUCGACUCCCGUUAGAUGACAGCAGACAUUACGAGGACCACACAAGCCUGGACUGACAUCUGUAUCCCUGUCAUCAGGAACACGUUGUGUUCAUAUUUGCUGUAUAGUCAUAGUGACUAGCACUUGCUUUCAAUGUUGUUACAUUCUUAGCUCUAUAGGAGUAGCGUAAACUGUAGAGGAUAGCAAAUAAAGCAAUGAGAUCUUUGUUCUCCAGUGAUAGCGCUCCAAUCCCAUCAGAGAUGCGUAAGAUAUGUAUUUAUCUGUGCCGUGACAGUACAGUGUUGAGUGCUGUCAGUCUGUCUGUAGCGCAGGUCUGUGUCUCCUCGCGUAGCAGCACUUGACAUGACCAUUUAUUUGAGAAGAUAUACUUCUGUUCUUGUAUUCCAUGUAGUUUGUCAGCUCAGAAUGAACAUAUGAAAUUAAUGUGACCAACCACAAUUUUCGUCUUAAGUUUUGCCAAGUGGAGGUAUAGUAUCAAGUGAUUAAUAAAGUUUC
Sinocyclocheilus rhinocerous is the source of this 2098-nucleotide messenger RNA. It is a transcript of the gene necab1, whose product is annotated as N-terminal EF-hand calcium binding protein 1. Gene Ontology annotation, molecular function: calcium ion binding. Gene Ontology annotation, cellular component: cytoplasm. Bases 552 to 1598 code for a protein of 348 amino acids. The transcript has 13 exons. The record is from RefSeq and is a predicted model, not a curated record. Gene Ontology annotation, biological process: regulation of amyloid precursor protein biosynthetic process. Lineage: Eukaryota; Metazoa; Chordata; Actinopteri; Cypriniformes; Cyprinidae.